AGCCAGAAAGGCCCUCUAUAUAUAGUGCAUAUUGUAGAAGAAGUUUUCCUAUUUUUUUUUGUUCUUCAUAUCAAUGUUCCCAAUAUAAUUGUGUAAAUUAUGUGAGGUGCAUAAUAAUAAAGAUGGAGGCUUUGUAAAAGGCAAUAAAUAUUUUUCGGGCGAAAUUUUGCACGUAGCCGCUACAGACUAACUACAUUUUAAUGAAUAUGCGAUAAAUUUAUUAAAUAAGGAUAUACCCUUAAUAAUGUUGACGAUGUCGUGUCGUCGUUGUUCGCAGAUUAAAUUACGACCGUGCAAAAAAUUAUCUGCAUGAGAAAAUUGCAACAUACGACACAAAAUAUUUUUUCGUGUCUCAUGUAAUAAACACAUAAAGUGCUCGCAGAGGUGUUAAUGGUUGUAAAAAAACAAAAAAUAAAAGUAAAAAGUGUCAAAAAAAUUUUUUUUGCCCAUAUAUGUACGAAAAAAGUGGUCGGAUGCGAAUUUAUCUUCGUAAAAUAUUUAUAAGGCAACACAACGACACACAUUCGAUGUUAAAACGAGAUUAGUGUUUGUAGUACAAGAGCAUUAUCAAUAAUAAAAUUGAUAACGACAUUGUUUAAUGACCUAUAAAAUUAAUCGAAUUAAUAAAAUUAUAAGCCAAUAACGCAAAAAAAAAAGCGAAGCAAGGAAAAAAACACAAGGAUAAUGUCGUCAGAAGGCGUCAAAAAAGAAAAAAAUCCCAAAGAAGAAGUGUGAAGAAGAGAAAAAGUGUGUGACUAACUUACAUAAGCAAAAAAAAAAAAUCUUGUGUGUGUGUGCUUAAGCACUAAAUAUAAAUAUACAGAUAGUUUCAACGCCAUUUGAUAUUUACUGCUGGAUUACCAAGCAAAAAACGACGACGACAACAAAUGACAGCAAGCGGAAAUACAGCAACAAAAAAUUAAUUUACUUCCGUAAAUAAUAGGCGAAGAAAAAAUCUCUGCGGUUUUAAAGUUAAGAACCUAAACAACCGAAAGGAUUAUCGUCAACGAAUAUCGAACCACAUAUACAACAUAGUGAACAUAUAUUUCUAUAAUGAGACGAUAAAUUGAAGGGUGAUCCCCUUUUUUGCCUCGUCUGUGUUUUAUCACAGCCCUUUUUCUCGACUCUUUCUCUGAUUUAUUAAAUUAACUCUGAUGUUAAAUUAUCUUUGAACUUUUUUUAAAAUUUUAUUUUUUCUGUGUUGAAAAUAACGAUAAACUGUUGUCGGAAAGACCGAAAAAAAAAUAAUAAUAAAAAAGGAAAGAGUUAAUAUUUUGUGACAUCACAUUCAAGAUACUGAAGUGAAAGCAAAAAAAAAAUACAAAAGAAAAAAAAAGUACGAGAAAAGUUUCAGUCGUUGUACGGAAUAAUAAUAAAAAUAAUCAUAAUAAUGAAUCCCAAGUCAGUGAUUAAUAUCGUCGUGCCAGUGUUAAUGCUGUGUUUAGGUCCGCAGACAAAGGCACAAGUUCCGUUAGAGAAAAUUUCUAUAGGUGCAAUUUUCGAACAAGGCACGACAUUGGAACAAUCAAUCUUUCGGCAUGCACUCUGGACUUACAAUCAUAAUGGAACUAAUCGACGCUUCGACUUGCAAGCGGGCGUCGACGUGAUCAAUACAGCCGACGCAUUCAAGCUAUCCCGGCUCAUUUGUAAUCAGUUUUCUCGAGGUGUUUUUGCGAUACUCGGUGCAAUUUCGCCAGAAUCAUUUGUAACGCUACAUUCCUACAGCAAUACGUUUCAAAUGCCGUUCCUAAGUAGUUGGUACCCAGAAAAGGUUUUGACGCCGUCAUCUGGCGUAUUGGACUUUGCAAUAAGCAUGCGACCAGACUAUUCGGGUGCGAUUGUCGAUCUUAUUAAACAUUAUGGAUGGAAAAAGGUCAUCUUUAUCUACGACACACAUGAUGGUUUACUGCGACUCCAGCAAAUCUACCAAAAUAUGACGCCCGGCAACGAAUUCUUCCACAUUGAUGCCGUUAAACGAAUAACGACAGCUACAGAAGCAAUUAAUUAUCUUCAUCAAGUUGAGGCAGCAGAUAGAUGGGGACAAAAAUAUGUAGUAUUAGAUUGCUUAGCUGAUACAGCGAAAAAUAUCAUUAUAGAACAUGUGCGGAAUGUGCAGCUUGGCAAACGAACAUACCACUAUCUGCUUAGCGGUUUGAUUAUGGAUACGGAUUGGGAAACGAAUGUAAUUGAAUUUUCCGCUGUAAAUAUUACCGGUUUUCGCAUUAUUGAUGAGAGCAGAAGUUUCACCAAGCAUUUCAUGGAUACCUGGAGGAAGCACGAAGCUGUUGUCUCAUCCUCCUCCGUCGCAGGCGGCGGCAACACUCCCAAACGGGCAAUUACGGCACAGGCAGCUUUAAUCUACGACUCGGUGUUCGUUCUCGUGGAGGCUUUUAACAAAAUCCUCAAGAAAAAGUCGGAUCAGUUCAAGGCGUACACGGUGCGGAAAACGAGCGGCAAUGGCUUACCGGUAAACGUUAGCAAAGGGCUCGAUUGUAAUCCAGCGAGCGCUGGAGGCAUGCAAGUGUGGGAACAUGGCGACAAAAUUUCACGUUACAUACGAAAAAUUGAAAUCGAGGGUUUGACAGGCAACAUUAGUUUCAAUGAGCAAGGGAAACGGACAAAUUUCUCGUUGUCUGUCGUCGAGAUGAAUCUCGCAAGUGAAAUUGUCAAGAUUGGCGACUGGUCGGAUUCGCAUGGCUUGGAACUGGCACCGAAAACGCCAAAACUCUCCGCAAAGCAGGCAAUCGAGCGAAAUCGCACAUUUAUCGUCACGACAAUUAUCGAGGAGCCGUAUAUCAUGUUGCGCGAGCCGGAAAAAGGAAAAGUUUUGGAAGGCAAUGAACGGUUCGAGGGAUAUUGCAAGGAUUUGGCCGACAUCAUAUCCGAGCGUUUGGAAAUUAAUUAUGAAAUACGUCUUGUCAAGGAUAACAGUUACGGGUCUGAGAAUGCCAAAGGUGAAUGGGACGGCAUGGUGGGCGAACUCAUCCGAAAAGAAGCUGACAUCGCAAUUGCUCCCAUGACAAUUACGAGUGAACGCGAACGUGUCAUUGACUUUAGCAAGCCAUUCAUGUCACUUGGCAUCUCCAUCAUGAUCAAGAAGCCCGUCAAGCAAAAUCCGGGCGUUUUUAGUUUCCUCAAUCCGCUGUCGAAGGAAAUUUGGAUUUGCGUCAUCUUCAGUUACAUUGGCGUGAGUGUGGUGUUGUAUAUCGUUUCGAGAUUCUCACCGCAAGAAUGGCGAUUAUUGACUGAUGAACGGAAUCCGCAUAAUAAUGGACAGCAUACCACGACAAUGUUCUCCUCAAAUACCGUGGUUAACGAUUUCAGCUUCUACAACGCCUUUUGGUUCUCCUUGACGUCCUUCAUGCAACAGGGUUGUGAUAUAUCGCCGAGAUCGUUGUCGGGUCGCAUCGUCGGUUCAGUCUGGUGGUUCUUUACUUUGAUCCUCAUCUCAUCGUACACUGCCAACUUGGCGGCUUUUCUCACGGUCGAACGGAUGGUAACGAAAAUCAACUCGGCCGAAGACUUGGCAUCGCAAACGGAAGUUGAAUAUGGAACUAUGCUGCACGGAUCAACAUAUGAAUUUUUCAGGAAAUCGCACAUUGAAUUGUACCAACGGAUGUGGAAUUUUAUGAAAUCAAAACAAAAUGUCUUCGUUAAUACGUAUGACGAAGGCAUUAAACGUGUGCGACAGUCAAAGGGAAAGUACGCACUCCUGAUUGAGUCACCAAAGAACGACUACAUUAAUGAGAGACAACCGUGCGACACGAUGAAAGUGGGACGGAAUCUCGACUCAAAGGGCUUCGGCAUCGGAACGCCAUCGGGCUCGCCGCUGAGAGACGCCAUUAAUUUGGCUGUGCUAAAGUUGAAGGAGGACGGAACACUUACGAAACUGUCAAAUAAAUGGUGGUACGAUCGCACGGAAUGUCUGGAUAAGCACGAGGAUACGCAACGCAACGAACUGACAUUGAGCAAUGUCGCCGGGAUCUUUUACAUUCUCAUCGGCGGCUUGCUCCUCGCUCUCAGUGUCGCUCUCACCGAAUUCUGUUGUCGCUCCGAGAAGGGCAAUCCCGCGGGAAUGACAGGAGGCGGCGGGGGUAAAACCCCCAAACAUCCAGAUAUCUCCAUUCCACGAACGCUGGAGAAAACUGGCUUGAGUGACUUUGAAGCGCCGCGACUCGGGUACUAUACCCCGAAUCCCCUACCCGACAUCGAUCCAAGUCACGGCAAUACGCCGCACACACAACUAUGAUGCCAUGAUCCCAUGCAGGGGCCAAUUAUCAUAAAACACGAUCCCUGUCUGCCUCCGCCUCCCUCAAUGCAAAUGGCAACAACUAGCAUUAAGU
Culicoides brevitarsis is the source of this 4343-nucleotide messenger RNA. Its product is annotated as glutamate receptor 1-like. The record is from RefSeq and is a predicted model, not a curated record. The coding region runs from base 1391 to 4249 and encodes 952 amino acids. Gene Ontology annotation, biological process: synaptic transmission, glutamatergic; modulation of chemical synaptic transmission; monoatomic ion transport. Gene Ontology annotation, cellular component: plasma membrane; postsynaptic density membrane. Gene Ontology annotation, molecular function: glutamate receptor activity; transmitter-gated monoatomic ion channel activity involved in regulation of postsynaptic membrane potential. Lineage: Eukaryota; Metazoa; Arthropoda; Insecta; Diptera; Ceratopogonidae. The transcript has 21 exons.